ACACCAAUUACCGAGGAUCCGGACCUGUCAGCGAGUGUUCCACGGUGAUACGUUUGCAACCUUCCAUGAGGAGAAGACACUAUUGCGCAAUAGGCAGAUAGCAAGACGCUGUAUUCAUUCCAACAAACCACAAUGCACUCUGUUCAGCCACCGACCCUGAUUGAUGGCAAACUGCCCGUCUUCGUCUUUCCAUCGAGUCUCAACUUUUUUAUCGACGACCAAUCAACGCAUAAACAAGUCCUCACCGUUUACAAUCCAUAUGACUUCACGCUCAAAUUCAAAGUCUUGUGCACCUCUCCUAAAAAGUACAUGGUAGUGGAUUCUGAAGGUGUCAUCAAGUCUAGGUGCUGUAUUGACAUUGUUAUACGUCAUCUUGAAAUCUGUGGCCUUAGUGAGGGGUUGAGGGACAAGUUCAGGAUUCAUAUAUAUGAACAUGGUAAAAAGAAAGUUAUAGGUAAAAAAGAUAUAAUUGCCAUGCUCCUGCCAACACGGGACAAGAAUCCGCCCACAGAUGACAAUUUUGAGGCUUUACCAUCAAGCAUGAGAGAGGACACGGUACAGCGGACCAUGACAUCUAGGUCAGGGCAUUCCACUUCCAGUUCAGCCCCUAGCCUGAUAGUCAUUAUCGCUGCUGUCACUUGCAUCCUUGCCCUGAUGUUGCCAAAUUACGGAGACACGGAAACUCGACUGCCAGAUUAUAUGCUUCUUACUCAAAACCAAAAACUCAUCGCUGCUUAUGUAUUAGGUCUUGUAACAAUGGUACUGCUGAGGACAUAACGCAUAAAGAUCAUCUUCCCUUAACUGGAUUCUCAUAAACAACAUGACUCCAACAAUGUAUAUCAUUGAAAAUGUGUAUUGCUGUUACAGUUAAUGGUUUGCUAACUCCCACGCAGUCAUUGGGAGUUGGUCCUAACCGCUUUCUCGUGGCAACUCUGCAAUGUAUUGGGAUGGAGCAUUGCAGAACCGGUGCUGAUAUUUAAACAUUUGAGAUGGCCUCUGACCGGUUACAUAUGACUGCAAUGUAUUGGGAUGGAGCAGUGCAGAACCGGUGCUGAUAUUUAAACAUUUGAGAUAGCCUCUGACCGGUUACAUAUGACUGCAAUGUAUUGGGAUGGAGCAUUGCAGAACCGGUGCUGAUAUUUAAACAUUUGAGAUGGCUUCUGACCGGUUACAUAUGACUGCAUGCCUGCUCAAGUUCUGGAAAAUCAUCAUCCAGCCAAUGAUCAUUGUGAGUAAGACAAGACAGUGGUCUUCUGUCAUAGUCAAAUCUUUCCCGAGGACCAUGCUCUCUACAUGCCUGUACACAAAAUAUGUAUUUGCUUUCUAGCAUGUCCCUAUAUUUGUAAAGAAUCUAUAUUUGUUUGUAUCUCAUGAACACAUGUCGUUUGACUUGUUAUUCUCAGCAAAAACUCAUUACUUUGAAGUAAUGAGCUGUUGUUUUCAGUUAAAAUUCUCCACAUCUUCAUUUGGCGACCUUUGCAAAACUGAUUGGCUGUACCAAGAAUGCCAACAUGUUGUGUAAUGGGGAGAAAUAGGCUAUGGUUUUCCUUUGGGUUAAAGUGAAAAUUGUAAAAGUACAUGUAGUUGCCAUUUCAUAUUGGAUUCGUGGGGGGGGGGGGGGUGUCACUUUGUACUUGAUGAAUGGUAACUUUUACUGUCCCUAUAUUGUCAUUUAUUGUACGCAUUUGUGUUUGGUUAUUGAAUGGAGAUUUUUUUAAUGUGUACAUAUAUGUAACAUUAUUUAUAA
Messenger RNA from Lineus longissimus, 1747 nucleotides. RefSeq names its product motile sperm domain-containing protein 1-like. The transcript is spliced from 7 exons. Gene Ontology annotation, cellular component: cytoplasm. Lineage: Eukaryota; Metazoa; Nemertea; Pilidiophora; Heteronemertea; Lineidae. The record is from RefSeq and is a predicted model, not a curated record. The coding region runs from base 133 to 777 and encodes 214 amino acids.